Molecule: messenger RNA, 1194 nt
Organism: Syzygium oleosum
Lineage: Eukaryota; Viridiplantae; Streptophyta; Magnoliopsida; Myrtales; Myrtaceae
Product: sec-independent protein translocase protein TATB, chloroplastic
Exons: 6
Coding region: 152-922 (256 amino acids)
Biological process (GO): protein transport by the Tat complex
Cellular component (GO): membrane
Source: RefSeq, a predicted model, not a curated record
UGAAUCUGGUGCCGCAAUUCUUCCCCGGCGAGGAUAAUAGCCAAGCGAAUUGAAUGUAUCCAUCCCAAUCAGUCAUCACCAGAUAACGCCCAUGUCCGCCGCUCGGAGCAAGAAGUGAAAUAGUAGUCAUCUCGACAAGGCAGAGAGAAUCAUGGUCGUGGUGGCAUCACCAAUGCCAGCUCCAGCAGCAGCCCUUUUCUGCUCGUCGUCUGGUUGCUCGAGACCAACCCUUUGUGCCUUCUCAUCUUCUUGUUCUUCUUCGUCUGUUGUCUCGUGCCCCAGAGCUUCCAAAUUCGGUGGCUCCAUGCUGCUUUCGCCUCUGAAUCUGCGGGAGUUCUCGCCAUGGAAUGGGUUGAAGCAUCUUGGCAUUUCGCUGAGGCCUAAAUCUUUAAGAAUGGGUGGGAGGAGCAGGAGUAAAGGCAUGAUUGUGUACGCGUCUCUGUUCGGAGUUGGAGCUCCUGAAGCUCUGGUUAUUGGGGUUGUGGCUCUUUUGGUUUUUGGUCCCAAAGGUCUCGCUGAGGUAGCACGAAAUUUAGGGAAGACUUUGCGAGCAUUUCAACCCACCAUUAGGGAGCUUCAGGAAGUCUCAAGGGAGUUCAAGAGCACACUCGAAAAGGAAAUUGGUCUUGACGAAAUUUCAGAACAAAACAUGUCUACUUCAAGCAGGACAAGCGCUUCAUCUCCUCCUACAGUUGAUCGUGGGAAGGAGCAGGAGACUGUGGUUGACCCUAAUGGCACUCCUCCCCCCACCGGAGCAUACUCAAGUGAAGAGUACUUGAAGAUUACGGAAGAGCAAUUGAAAGCAUCUGCUGCCCCACAGCAGAGCCAGACAAUGUCUUUGGAAGAAAGCAAGCCCGAACCUCAACUAGAACAAACCGUAACUUCUGUACCUCCCCCGUCAAAGACUGAGAAUGGAACAUGAAGCUAUGUGAAACUCCACUUUUUACGAAGGUUGAGACAAGGCUGCGGAAAGCCAAAAAGAAACAUAGAGUCCGUCGAUAAAGCUGUUCUUAACUCAUUGUUUUAGAGCGCCAGGUAGCUAGUUUGUUGAUGCUAAGAAGUGCUCAUAGGUUCAAUGUGGAAUAAGAGUAGGGAAUUUUGUUCUUGGGACUAUCCCAGGUCUUGAGGGAUUGAUAUUGUAAGGUUAUCAUUAUCACAGGUGCAAAUUGUAGAGGCAAAGCAGUUUUAUAUCUC